Messenger RNA from Candidula unifasciata, 1224 nucleotides. NCBI's taxonomy places the organism in Eukaryota, Metazoa, Mollusca, Gastropoda, Stylommatophora, Geomitridae. The record is from the annotation of a GenBank genome assembly.
AUGUCUCGGGGUUCGAACGACAGUAUCCUUGACGACGAAGACGACAGAGAUCCGAGACUGCCUAAUAAAGAUUUCAGGAAAUCCGAACUUAACAAAGCAGAACAUUAUUACGAUGAAUCGGAUGUUUUCGAAAAGGAACAUUCACCAAGUGAAAUGAGGCGGCGCCGGUAUGAUCAUAACGGAGGUCAGAAAACUAAAAAGCCCACCAAUUCAACAGAGCCAGCUUCGAGAGACGAUUCUCCGAACCGACACCGUCACAUUGGGAUGCAGAGACAAGCGUCAGAAGACCACAAGCGAUUGAACAGGGACAACUCCCGGGACAACGUGCUAGACGACCGACGACGCUCUAGGCGGGAACAGCACGAUAACGAAAUCAGCGACAGUAAUGGAUCUCAGUUCGGGUUUAACCGGGAAGAAUCUCCCAAUAAACGGAAUAGCAAGCAUGGCCGAAGCAGCCGGCAUAACUCCAGGGAGGACGUUUUAGAGGACAGAGGGCAGAACUCUGCCGGGCAGCGACCGAGUCAGCUUGGAGUAGCCAAAGACAAAGAAGGAGGAAGAGCAGCACAGUCCGUCUCCCAAAAAUCGCUACCUGAUAUUGUGCCUAGCCCUGGCAGCGAAUGGACCGGAAAACCGGAGCAGCAACCAAAGCAACAGAAAAAACCGUACAAAGGUCAGAAGUCCGGAAUGAUCAGCAACGUUGACGAUAUCGACAGUGUUUUAAACGGAUCCGGCCGCUCCAAUCAAGUCGGUCCUAACAUAAUGGAUGAACCAGUCCCACAUACGUCCCAUUACCCCCUUAAACCAGCCCCUGCUUCCCCAUUAAGUCCUGACGACAGAAGAGCUCGUCCCAACAGCUACGCCUUCGAACAGAACAACAAGCAGAGUGGCAAUGGCAUGAGGCAGUCCAAGUCCCAAGGAGACAAGUUAAUCGAUAUUGAAGACGACAUGAUAGAAAGUGAGCGAACCGGACAGCUGUCUGCACCUCCAUCAGGCACCAAACCACGAGGACCAAAACAGGUUUCAGCCACGGCCAAGCAGAUGUGGGGAGUACUGCAGAGUAAGAAAGGACUGGUGACCAUCACUGACUUCAUCAGUCUUUGCGAGAAGCCUGCUCCUCAGAGAAAGCUCAUCACUGUGCCCGGGGCAGAGGACAACGACCAAAAUUUCGCAGGCUACAAAUCAGCUGAGGAACUGUUGGAGAACAUGGGAGUGGAUGUCAGAAAG